GCGCGGCCACGCGCCCUCGCGCCCGCCCCCAGGCCCGCGGCCGCGCAAGGCGGUGGAGCCGGGACGCAACUGGAGCGACCCUGGGAGCCGCCCCGGACCGCUGGAGCCAGCAGACGACGCUGCGCUGCGCUGCCAGGGCUGUUACUCAUCUUGCUCAUUUUUCUCCAGAGUCCAACUCCAGCACCGGCCUCAGGUUGGCGGGGCCCAGCGUGCGUCAGCGUGCGGCCCUCGGGCCUGCACCGCCUCCGGCUGCAGCGGCCGACUCGGACGAAGAGCCCCUCCUCGCCAUGGAGGUGCUCAAAUUCCUCAAGUACUUCUACGACGACGCGGAAGGCGCCGGCCUGGCCGAGGCCAGGCUCAAGGCCCGGCAGCUGCAGAAGGCCGAGGAGGCCAAGCAGGCGGCGAGGAAGGCGGCCAAGGCAGAGGCCAGGGCCCGCCGCCGCCCCCUUCUCGACAGGGACUCGGACUUCACAACGAGCUCAGAGUCUGACGGGGAGUGGACGUCGAGCCGCGCCGAGCUCGAGGCCCGGGUCAAGGCCGCCCUGGAGCCCAGCAGUCGCAUCACGGAGCUUUCGCCGGACGCCCACGAGCAGGACGGCAGCGGCUCAGCCCCACAGCUUCACAAUUAUACUACAGAGGGCCCAAAGUUCUCCCCACGGCCGCCGCCGCAACAGCGGACGCCAACAGACAGCUCCCAAGAGGAGGUGAACUUCAACGUGGAGGCCGAGCGGUACCGCCACCUGCCUGGGCCGCCACCGUCCCCCCUCAUGGUGGCCGUGGUGACGGCCUUCGUGGUGCUGGUGCUGUGGCCGUCCUCCGUGUUCGGCAUGCGCGGACCGCACCACCCGCGCGGGGAGGUCAUCAAGCACUACCACUACCGCCCGAGCCCCGAGCAGCACACCAAACUCAUCCAAGACGACCAGCUGCUGCAGGACAAAGAGCACAUCCGCGAGGACCUGGGGAAAUGGGCGACUGAGGAGGCCGUGGAGAAUAUGACCCCAGAAGAACUGCAGUUUCAUUACUUUAAGUUGCACGACUUGGAUGAAAACAUAAAACUGGACGGUUUAGAGAUUCUGAGAGCAAUCAUGCAUACAGAAGAACAUGAAUCCCAUAGCCAUGAAGGGGAAGAUGAAAAUUCUCUUGCUGAAGGGCAAGAAGGACACACGGAACCAGUAUCAAUGGAAUAUUACAUUGAACUUAUCGAUGAGGUGUUGCGAGAAGAUGACACAAAUAAUGAUGGGUAUCUUAGUUAUGCAGAAUAUGUUGUUGGACGCAAUCAAAGUAAGAAACGUGCAGCAGAGAUGAUGGCAAAUCCCACACCCCUCAAAGAGUUGCCUGGAAUGCAAACCAAGUGACCAGGAGAGGAAGAGACUUCAAGCUUAUUUAACAGAGAGACCUACUAAGCUGAAAUUUAUUGUUAAAGUCCAAAAGUUUUACUGCUGUAAGAAAAUUGAAUUCCAAAUGCCUUGUGAUUUGUAAUUGCAAAAGAUACAGGUCUGAGAAUUGUGGUGCGAGUCAUGUUGUGUGACAGGUCAAAAAAUUGCAAUAGUUUAGAAAAAUGAAUUUCUUAGAACUUUAAUCUAUUUCCAAUGUGAUAAGAAACAUAAGUAAAAUAUUGUAAAAAGAAAAUAUAACUAAGUAGUGCCAAGUUAAAGUGUAAAAAUAAUGUGAUCAAAGAAAUACAAUGGGAUGUGCAAAGAAAUAUCUA
Molecule: messenger RNA, 1708 nt
Organism: Frankliniella occidentalis (western flower thrips)
Lineage: Eukaryota; Metazoa; Arthropoda; Insecta; Thysanoptera; Thripidae
Exons: 5
Coding region: 288-1355 (355 amino acids)
Molecular function (GO): calcium ion binding
Source: RefSeq, a predicted model, not a curated record